This is a messenger RNA of Ceratina calcarata, 2465 nucleotides long. Its product is annotated as protein fem-1 homolog B. Lineage: Eukaryota; Metazoa; Arthropoda; Insecta; Hymenoptera; Apidae. Bases 351 to 2318 code for a protein of 655 amino acids. Gene Ontology annotation, molecular function: protein binding. The record is from RefSeq and is a predicted model, not a curated record. The transcript is spliced from 8 exons.
GUAUAUGUACUAGAUGGCGCUAUUAUAUGCUUAAGCUUUGAGCUAUCAAUACAUUUGUUUAUUAAAAAAAGUUAUUCAGUGGCACGUGGUGCGCAAAAUAAUUUUAAAGCAGUUGUUACUGCGUUACAAAAAUAGAAUUUUAUAACAACGAGAACAAAGAACCCAGAGAGGUAAGGUUAGUCUUAGGGCCACCUUAAAUCGUCCGUGGACCGUAUACCUUCUUUCAGGUUAGGAUGAUCUAGUCAAAUUCAAUCAAAGCCUGAGGAACAAAGGUAACAAAGGGGAGCAAGAAUAGGAAUUCAGUUUAGAAGGAAUAAGAGAUCAGGUCGAACGGGCCAAUUUGAAAUAAAAUGGAGCUCAAGAUGGACUAUGAGGAUCCCAAACAGAUCUCUAAAUUGUUUUUAACAAGAGUGUAUUACGCAGCAAGAGAUGGGAUGGCCAUAACUUUAUAUAAUUUGUUAAACAACAAGGAUCCUGAAAUGGUGAACAUGAUAAUAAACCAAAAAGUGCUGGAAGAAGAUGGCCAACAUUGUACGCCCUUGAUAAUAGCUGCCAGAUAUGGUAAAAACAAAGUUGUUCAAAUCUUAUUAGACAAGUUCAAGCCGGAUUUAGAACAAGAGGGUACAGUGAAGUUCGAUGGAUAUGUCAUUGAGAAAGCAACUGCCCUGUGGUGCGCCACAGGUGCUGGACAUUUGAACGUCGUCAAAAGAUUGGUAAAGGCUGGGGCUAACGUGAAUCAUUCAACUAAAAGUUCAUCCACUCCACUGAGAGCUGCUUGCUUCGAUGGGAGGCUGGACAUCGUUGAAUAUCUGAUGGAACACGGAGCAGACAUGAACAUCUCUAAUCAGUUUAAUAAUACUUGUCUAAUGAUCGCUGCCUAUAAAGGGCAUUUAGAGAUCGUUUCUUAUCUUUUAGAGAAAGGAGCAAAUCCUAACGAGAAGGCAAAUUGCGGAGCUACAGCUUUGCAUUUUGCCGCCGAGAGGGGCUACACCGAUAUAGUCUCGAAGUUAUUAGAUUUUGGAGCAGAGAUGAGCAAAAAUGUCAGUGGAAUGACUCCGUUGAUAAUGGCAGCGGAGAAGACCAGGGCCGAAGUGGUCGAACACUUAAUAAAUCGGGUCGAAGUGAGCAAGAAUGACAUUAUAGAAGCCUAUGAACUUCUCGGAGCUAGUUUCGCUAACGACGAGACGAACUACCGGUUAAUGAAGGCUCAUAAAUAUCUAUCUAAGGGGAUGGAACUCAGAUUCAGUGAUCCAGAUAACGUUAUUUAUAAAAAAUUAGGAAAGCCUGUGAAAGCUUAUGAGAACUGCAAAGAAUCCGAGACUGUGGAGGAAUUAGAAAAUAUUAGGAAUAAUCAAAACGCCAUUCACAUGGAAUCACUGGCUGUGAGGGAAAGGAUAUUAGGCACACAGAACCCGGAAGUGCCUCGUCAUGUUAUAUUUCGUGGAGCAGUGUUCGCCGACAGCGCGAGAUUCGAUAAAUGUAUCGAUCUAUGGCUUCACGCUCUUCACCUGAAGCAGAUGAACGAUAUUCCCGUGGUAAAAGAUAUCUUGCGGUUUGCCCAGGUGUUCUCGCAGAUGAUACACGUGGGAAUUGAAAUCGACUUCGCUCAGGUCUUAAGCGUGCUAGAAUCCUGCGUAACGGAAUUGUCUAAUAAUAAGUCGAAAGUCAACAGUCCGGACUCGGAAGAGGACGUCGAGCAACACGUAGAUGAAAUGGAAUCGAAUAUAAUGACGACUCUCUACAUCCUGACAAUUUUAACGAAGCUUCUGACUCUGAACGGGAAUAGGUACGAGGUGGAGGAUAAAUGUAGAGCCCAUCAUCUGGUUCACAGACUCUGCGCUCUUCAAUUGAGACUGAAGGACGGCCAAACUCUGUUGCAUCUGGCCGUGAACGCGGCGACGCUCGUAGACGAUUUUCAUACGCACCACGUUUGCAAAUUUCCUUGUGCGGCCACGGCCAAACUUUUGAUACACUGCGGUGCGGACGUGAACGCAAUGGACAGUAAUAGGAAUACACCGUUACACGUGAUCGUCGGCUACAGGGAACCGAUUAGCGAUUUUAUGACUCUCUACACAAUAAUUAUGGAAUUGAUCGAGGCUGGGGCACACAUGGAUACCGUGAACAGCAGUGGAAAGACUCCAUACGAUGCAGUGACCACAGGUGUAGCAGAGAUCAUUCUAAGGACUCAGACGAAACUAUCUUUAAAAUGUAUGGCAGCGAAAGCGGUGAAAACCUACAAUCUAUCCUACUGUGGCAACGUUCCACGAUCCUUGGAGAGUUUUAUCGAGCUGCACGGCCCUGGUCUCAACCAGGGUUAACCGUCGACCACUAGUAAUUAAGUAUUCUUCUACCCAGUAAUUGUUGUAUUCAAAUAAAUCGCACACAGUGACGAAUGUUUUUGUAAAACGGUAUAACAGUGAAGUGUAAAGUUUGUACAUAAUAGAAUAAAUAUGUAUAAAUACUCA